Molecule: messenger RNA, 3489 nt
Organism: Lacerta agilis (Sand lizard)
Lineage: Eukaryota; Metazoa; Chordata; Lepidosauria; Squamata; Lacertidae
Gene: CCDC73
Product: coiled-coil domain containing 73
Exons: 16
Coding region: 4-3138 (1044 amino acids)
Source: RefSeq, a predicted model, not a curated record
UGAAUGAUAUUCUUUUCAUUUCAAGUAAAACGCACAGUAAAAAAAAAUAUAGAUACAAUUUCUAAAAUGGAUGAAGAAUUCAAUAAGGAAGCACCUGCCUAUACCUUACAAAAUUCCGCCGAAGCAUUGAUUUCUCUUCAGCUAUCAGAUUUUAAAACAAGUUUUCUGGAGGCAGUAGAAGAAUUGCGUAUGAGAAGGGAAACUGAAAGUCAAUAUGAGGAACAAAUUAGCAAAUUUGUUGUUGAAGUACAGGAGCUUGAGUGGCAAAAGAUAGCUCUUCAGCAUCAUAAAGAAGCAUUAAACAAACAGCAUACAGAAGCCAUGACAGCUUUUAAAAAACAGUUCCAAUUAAGACUAUUUGCUGCAGAAGAAGAAAAGGGAAAAUGUUUACUUGCUAUGGAAUCAAAAGAAAGAGAAAUGGAAGGGCUGAAAGAAACAUUAAAAAUGUUACAGAUUUCAAAAUACUCUUUGCAAAAGAAGCUUAACGAAAUGGAACAAAAGUUGCAAUUACACGUAUUAGCAAAGGAGGACCAUCAGAAGAGUCUGAACGAAGUUGAAAAAUGCCAUACAGUUAUCACAUGUCAGCUGAGAAAAAUAAAAGAUGCUCACACGAGAUUAGAGCAGAAUGUUGUGGAAGCAAUUCAACUCAAUAAGAAAUUGAGAGCAGUGAACGCAAGACAAAAGUCUGAGAUAGAUAACCUAAAAGAGGAGCUAAAGAAAGUUACAGCAGACUUGAUAAGGUCCAAUGUCAGUUGUCAGCACAGAGUGGGAGAUGAAAAUCUCAAUCUUACAGCAAAGGAAUGGGAGUUGAAAGAGCUACAGCAAAAAUAUUCAAUGGAGAGAGAAUUUAAUAUAAGACUCACUGAAGAAAAUGCACAACUUAAGGAAGAAAAACAGGAAAUGAUUGCGUCUCUACAACAUAUGCAGCAACUGCUCUGCAGACAAACUGAAGCUAAUGCCAGAAUGUCAUUGAAUGAACUAGAAGAAGCAUGUCAGACCCUUGAAAGAGAUAAUGAGCUGCAAAGGGAGAAGGCAAAAGAAAAUGAAGAAAAGUUCUUUAAUCUUCAGAAUGAAUAUGAGAAAACACAAGCAACUUGGAAAAACGAAGCUGCCGAGACAGGUUAUGAAAAUCAAAUGCAUACAAGCCAAACAGGAAACAAAUAUACACAAAAAUCAAAAGAAGUUUCUAAUAAUCUUGAAAAAGGAGACAUUGGAUUAAAAACUACUCAGUCUUUGAAUUUGGAUGAAAUAAAAGCAAAGCAAAGCAAUACUGGUAUAAACACAGGGGAAGAGAAGUCAGUUAAUGUUGAAGAUUUGGAUUGUCUUGAGAAUAUUAUGAAUGAAGACAAUGUAGUUUGCCAUUUCAAUAAAAAUCGAAAGGAGGCUUCUCCAGGCAAAGUUAUCUGCACAGCUCAUUUCAUUAGUCCAGAACUAACUUGUGGGUCAGGUGUUGCUGGGUGUGGAGCAACAGCUGCCGAAGGAAAAGAAGACAGAAAGGAAUUUGAUAAAAUACAGACAAGGAUAGAAGUAAACUCCUCAAACAGUUGCUAUUCCUUGGUGGAAGAACCCAAGAUGCUCUUAGAAAGCACUGCAGCUUUGGAUUGUUCUACUCCAGAUACUGAUCAUUGGACUAAACUCAAUGAGCAUCUCGAGAGCAAUGGAAGGAAUAAAUUUAUUUCUGAGAUAAAUGAAAAUAUUAACAAUGCAUCCCAUGAGGGAGAUUCUUCCACAAAUAAGGCACUCACUGAAAAAUCCAUAGUUCAGGAUAUUGCCACUAGUGAGGAAAUUACAAAUGGACUCUUGAAGACUGAAAUUAGUUCCAUCUUGUCACAAAAGUUGGAGAAUAAUUACACAAACCUGCACAAUGUGUGCGUUGAUAAAUAUGAUUACAUUUGUAAAGAAACACCAAGUCAGAGCUCCAGUUCCACAAUUUCCAAUAUUUUUUUAUGUAAAGAGAGUAAUACUAAUCCUGAAGAAAUACAUAGUGAUAAUGCAGGCGAAAACAACAAAUGCUGUGAACAAAGCACACAAGAGAAAAUUCCACCUUCACCUGCUUCCUCAAAUGACAAUUUAGGUGUAAAUACUCUGAUUACCACUGAUGGGAACAUGAAUCAUCUGCCUCUAAUUAUGAAUUUUAAUUUAAAUGCUGAAAACUCAUCUAAUUAUAUAAAUGAAAUAUCAAGCAGACAAUCUGAUAAAGAUGAUUCCAUACUGACAGAAGUCACAGAAAAGUCACCUGAAAGUACAAACGAGUCUUUGUCUCUUAACACUGAAAAUGUAUGUGAAUCUCAGAUUGAAGGUUUGAAAGUUAAUAAAUUUGCAGAAGAUGAACAAAAGGAAUUGCAUAUAUCCAAAGCUACAGGUGAACAAUCCAUUGUGGUUUGUGAGAAACAGGGCAUACAAAUAAAAGAAAGGGAAGAGCCAUCAAGUACUCCGGACACAAGGGAAAUGGUUGUGAAAGGAAACACAGAAGAAUCAUGUUCCUUAUCCAUAAAGACAAGAGAAGAUUUAGUAAACAGAAGUGGAUGGCCACCCUUUGACACCCCAACUAUGGAUAAAAAAGCAAAAAAAACUUCAGCAGACUUAAAUUUACCAAGGGUAUGUGAAGGUGAAAUUCAAACAGUUUGCAAUUCAACUUUGAAAAAGGUUCCGUCUUUGAAAGAAAAGCUACUUUUGCAAGAAGUUAAAAAACAAAGUUCAUGGGAAGUAGAGCAGACUAUGAAUAUGAAUGCUGCUGUAAGAGAAGAUACGUUAGUUUCUACCCACAGUAAUGGAAUUGCUGACACUUUGAAUACCGGAAGUAUCAAUCCAGGCCCCAAGAGAAAUCCCAGUGAAGAAUGGAAUGCAAUAGUAAAGACUUUUUAUGAUCCCUCUUUUCCCACAGAACACGUCACAACAGAGUGCCCAUUAGGACAACAGAAGACUUCUCAACCACUCUCAGAAGUCAGUGCACCUAUUUUAAAACAGAGCUCACAGAACACUGAAGAAAAAGACUGGAAAUCACAAAAUGUCUUCAUAAAAACACGAAUUGACAAUAUUGAAAGGUUUCUGCAUUUAAAAAGUUUUGGCCACCCAAGAAAGAGAAAGUAUGAAGAAGAUACAGAAAAAACAUUGACAGCAGAUAAAGCAGAAGCAUAAUGUAAUAGUUUUGAUAAAGUCUUUGACUGGUGAUAUAUGAGCAAAUGUCAUGUAUUAAGAAAACUGCUUUCAUUUCUGCAGGUUUGUCUACCUUAGUUUUUAAAAAAGAAUACUUUAGAAUAGCUAUUUCAUUUGAAAGUUACCAAUUUAAAGGUCAGAAAAUACACUUAUAAAAAUCAUAUGACCAUCCUACCUCUUUAUGCCAGAAUAUAAGAUCUUAUGAUUAUAAAACAGAACAGGGGAACAGGAUUCAUUCUUGUUUAAAGUUUAUUGCUUUAUCAGCCUGUAGUUCAAGUUAUUUUAUGUAUUCUAGCCAAUUAGAUAUUUUCAAUAAAAAGUUCACAAAAUUAA